GCAGUAGUAUUGUUCCAUUGAACUAAGUCCUUUUUAUGCUAACUUGAUAGAAUGCUAAGUAAAAUUUCGGCACUUUGCUGAGUUCUUGAAUUACCAAUGCAUGGAAAAUGAAUGAUAUCAAUCGAGGGAGAUUACCGUCGUACACCGAAGCUGGACAGGCUGGUAGUGUACCUGGAGCACCGGGUGAUGCAUUGCGAGAUGGUUACGCUGCAGUUUUGACAGCAGACGAACGAUCAAAUGACCCUUGGAUUGAGGGCGAAAUCUACAAUCCUUUGUUAGCUGACGCUGUUGAACCGCUGGACGAUGGAAGCAAACGUCUGGACCAUGAAGUGCUGUUUUUCAUGCAAGCUCUCAAAGUGCCUGACCCGCAGACCAUGCGUCGCUUUAUUGCAGCUUGCAUGGAAAAGAAUGUAAAUGAGAAAGAUCUCAUCUGGCUGUAUCAUAUGCGCGAUUUGUCGCAAACGGGAACGCUCCCCAAAAAAGUGUUUAUAGAAAUUACAAAGCAACAGCUUAGCGGAAAUUCUCAACUGACACGCCACGAGGACUAUGACUUAUUGGCCACUUCUUAUCGAGCAUUUGGCAGCGACUAUGUGCGUUACGUUCAGAUAUGCAACCAUCUGCAUGCAUGGAGGAUCAAGUUCAGCAAUUACAAAGAAUUCCCGCAAAAGCAGCUGUACCCACCGUAUAGAUAUCCUCUGAAGGAAAUGUUUCCUCUACAGCGACCCAGUCAGGGUACAUGGCAGGUGGAUGCACGUCGCCGUGCGUCUCAUUGCCUCCCGACGAUGACAGCCGACGAGAUAAAUGAUGUACCAAGAAUAGUGCAGAAUAUGGCCAGAGCUUUAUCAGAUCACCAGUGUUCCCAGAUUCUGGAGCACUUCUUAUUCCAGCAAGAGCAACUGAAGGAGGACAAAAGUAUUGAAUGUGGAUUGAUGCCUCAUGACUACGCAAAAAGCAUUAUCCGGGAGCACAUUCCGUAUUCGACUGAUGACAAGGAGCUGGAAUUAUUAUGUCUUUAUUACGAGCACCCGUUCAUUUUGCAUUUUUUUCGCUACAAGGAUUUUCUAAGGGACCUGACAUACGAAAUGGGCGAAAUCAACGAACAGUUUAAAGAACGUCCGGAACAUACUCGCUUGCAGAUAAUUCUGAGCCGAAUCAAACGUUACCUGCAUGAACAUGGCAUCAAUUUAAUCGAACCACUGAAAGAUUUUGAUAGGUUUGGGGAAGGUCGACUUAACAAAUCGCAAAUGCAAAGGGCGCUCCACAUUCUGAAGAUUGGUUUUGGCCAGCGGUGUCAUAUUAGCAAUGACGACAUGGAAUUUCUUCUGAAUGCAUUCAGCAGUGAUGGGAUAAAUGUUGACUACAGAAGUAUGGUUGCGGACAUGAUGCAAGUUUUUGUGGAGCAAUUUCAACCCGGAAAGCGGCUGAGUAUGGUGAUGGAGAGUUUCGAGCAAGAUUUGUCUCUUGGUCCAUUUUAUCCACCACGCACACCUCUGCUGACGAAAGAGCAAAUCCUUACCAAACCAUCCAACAAUCAGCAGUUUUUAGGCCUCGUUCUGAAUCGGUUGAAGAUGCUCAUUGCGCAGCGCCGAAUAAAUCUGGAAUCGGUAUUCCGGUCCUUUGAUCCACACCACAUCAGACAUAUCCAAAGUCCCCAAGUCGUUCCCAGAAUUCUCCAACUUUGUGGUCUCCCGGUUUCGCCGCACGAAAGCGAUGUCAUAACGGAACGCUUUUGUGACGAGAAAGGGUUUCGAUAUAUGGACUUCCUGGAAGCUAUUGAUACACAAUCGUACGGGCACUGGCUCCCCAGCUACCCUUUAUCGCUUGCCACAAUGGAAAAGUGGAAAGCCCAUCGUGCGUGGUAUUCGGAAGUUCUUCCACAAGAUCCAUACCAGGAAUAUCAAGGCCCAGAUGAAAUCGUGGAGAAAUGCCGAAGAAUUGUAAAGACUAACCGACUGCGAGUACGCGAUUUUUUUACUGAUCAGGAUUUUCAUCAUCGUGGAACCGUCAGUCGAAAGCAGUUUCGGAGAGCGACUACCGCCAUGCACUUAGGACUAUCUCCCAUAGAGAACCUGCUGUUAGAAGACCGAUACGCUUAUGCUCCGGAUGUGUCUCAUAUCGAUUUUAUAAAAUUCGUUGCGGAUAUGGAUGUCGUAUUUGUCUCGAAAGGAGCGCACGACGCUCCUGCGCUAACACCAGUGCCGUAUGUUCUAAGUGCUUCCCAUGACCGGGGCCCGAUUGAGGAGGGAAACAUAAAACUGGCUCAAGAAGCGUUCAGAAAGAUUGCCGAAAAGGUGUUAGAGCUGCGCAUCCACAUUCUUCCGUAUUUUCAAGACUUCGAUAAAUGGCGACAUGGGGGAAUAACUCCGGGAAGAUUCCGCAGAAUUUUUAGCGACCUUGGAUUAGACAUUCUAACCGAAUUUGAAUGGAGAGCCUUAUUCAAAUACUUCACAAGGAAAUCUAAAGGAUUCUUUGACUACGAGGCCUUUUUGUCUGCCAUCUCAGACGUAAAAACGAACCGCAGCACCACAGCAGCUAUCGAUCCGCGUUGUGUUCCGCUUGCUGCAGCUGAGAAAUGAGACACUCUGUCGGUGCAAUUUAUCUCAUGUUUUUCGCCAUGGGCGACUGCAAAACUUGGAAAUUUGUAGCAUGCGUAGAAUGCGCCACCUUUGUACGUUGUUUCAGAUAAAACUGUGCCUUUGGGGUCGCUGUCAAGUUAACCGAACGGCAUUGCUUGCGAGAUUAGAAGUGACUAAAUCACAAGCUCCCUCUGAGGCUCCAG
Molecule: messenger RNA, 2779 nt
Organism: Paramacrobiotus metropolitanus
Lineage: Eukaryota; Metazoa; Tardigrada; Eutardigrada; Parachela; Macrobiotidae
Source: RefSeq, a predicted model, not a curated record